CAAUGGGAACGUGAUUGUGUACAAGUAAUUUCACGAGUGAAAUCAAAAGAUUUGCGUCAUCUCGGCGUAUUUGUUUGGUAGCCACGCCAGCAAGAGUGCGUAGCAUUUUGAUCGUAGAGCUCUUUCAGCCACUUCUUCAACUUCUUCAUCAUGGCAUUUUAUCCAAGAUUUCACGGUGUCAAGAGAGACUACACCCAGAAUGAUGUAGAAAAGUUGAAGGGAACUUUCUAUCCAAACUGCAACUUGGCUAAAGAUGGAGCUGAAAAACUAUGGUCUAUGGUUUCUAGAGGGGAAAACACUUACGUUCAGGCAAUGGGUGCUAUGACCGGUGGGCAGGCAGUUCAAAUGGCAAAAGCAGGACUCAGUGCAAUUUACUGCAGUGGUUGGCAAGUUGCUGCUGACAACAACAGUGCUCUUCAGACAUUCCCAGAUCAAAGUCUCUAUCCAGCUGACUCAUGCCCAAAAAUGGUUCAGAGAAUCAACAAUGCAUUGAUGAGAGCAGACCAAAUUGCUCACAUGGAGGGCAAUAAGACAAUCAAUUAUCAACUGCCAAUUGUAGCUGAUGCAGAGGCUGGGUUCGGUGGGGCCUUGAAUGCUUUUGAGCUUACCAAAAACAUGAUUUUUGCUGGAGCUGCAGGUGUUCAUUUUGAAGAUCAGCUUGCUUCAGCAAAGAAAUGUGGACAUCUGGGUGGAAAGGUCCUUGUUCCAACCAAACAGUUUAUCAAAACACUAAAUGCUGCCAGGCUAGCUGCAGAUGUGCUAGAUGUUCCAACGGUUAUAAUUGCCCGUACAGAUGCAAAUGCUGCUGCCAUGGUAACAUCUGAUAUAGACCCGAAAGACAAACCAUUCUUGACAGGAAAGCGCUCUCCUGAAGGUUUCUUCUAUUCAAAACCUGGCCUAGACCAAGCAAUUGCCAGAGCUUUGUCAUAUGCUCCAUACUGUGAUAUGCUUUGGUGUGAAACAUCAAAACCAGAUUUAAAUGAAGCCAGACGGUUUGCUGCAGCAGUGCAUGCCAAAUUCCCUGGCAAACCACUUGCAUACAAUUGCUCACCAUCAUUCAACUGGAGGUCACAUCUCUCUGAAAAAGAGUGCUUUGAAUUCCAGAGGGAAAUUGCCAAGUGUGGCUAUCGCUUCCAAUUUGUCACUCUUGCUGGCUUCCACUCUCUCAACCAUGGAAUGUUCAAGUUGGCUCGUGAUUACAAGCACCGUGGCAUGGCUGCCUAUGCAGAAUUGCAACAAGAUGAAUUUAGACUUGAAUCUCAAGGUUUCACAGCCCAUAAGCAUCAACGUGAAGUUGGUACUGGCUAUUUUGAUAAGAUCUCGGUUGCAGUUGGAGGUGGCUCUAGCUCACUUACUGCUUUAACUGGGUCAACAGAAGAGCAGCAAUUUAAGUCAAAACUUUAAUUCAUAAGUUUUUAGCUAGUUACAAUUAAUUUCUUCAUGCUGAAGUCAAAAACAAAGAAAAAACUUUAAAUAUUUGUUGUUUUUAAUCUUAAUCUAACAUAUUAUCAGGUAAAGGGUUUAUUGCUUUAUCAUUAUUGUCUAACCUAUUUUAUUGCCCACCGGGGAUGUGCAGUACCCCUCAUAAUGCAGGGUCCAUUUUAACUGGGUCAAUAUUUCACAGCCCUAAGUUUUAAUCUAGAUACUGCAGCUUUUUUGGGUUAACUUUUUUGCUUAUGAAAACACAACAGCUUCAUUUGAUAUCUAUAUUUUUCUAACUGCCAAAAUAUUUCUUCUCUAAGAAUUUACAGAUCAUGAUAACAGUUCAAUAAAUGCAAAAGACCAGCAGAUUGACCGAUGGACCCCUGUUAUGAGGAGUAUUGGGGGAUUAAUUUAUAUAUUCUUGUAUUUGUAUAACACUAAGGGCUUGGCUUAACUAUUCUUUUUAUUUAGUUGUAUACUGCUUGAUAAAAAAUAUUGAGUAUUCGUAAAACAGACAUGUCAAAACAGA
Messenger RNA from Rhopilema esculentum, 1951 nucleotides. RefSeq lists its product as uncharacterized. Gene Ontology annotation, molecular function: isocitrate lyase activity. NCBI's taxonomy places the organism in Eukaryota, Metazoa, Cnidaria, Scyphozoa, Rhizostomeae, Rhizostomatidae. The record is from RefSeq and is a predicted model, not a curated record. Gene Ontology annotation, biological process: carboxylic acid metabolic process.